AUGGAGGAUGCGGGUGGUGAAUUGUAUGUGUUUUGUUCAAAGGGGAGGCCAGUUGGCGGACCAAAGCAUGACGAUAUAAGUGAUUUGGAGCUGAAUAAAGUUCAUAUAUUUGUUCUUAAUAACACUGAUGAUGAAGAGAUUGAAGAACACAUCAGAAACCACAAGCUGAAACUUGAGGCAGAAUGUAGUGCUAACAUAGAUCAACAUCAUGAAAGAGAGUUUCUAGCAUGGUUUCGACAACAAUUAGGCAAAGAUUGGUGUGUGGUUCAAAAGGCUAAUCCUUGUAGCUCUUAUGAAGUUCUUGAAUUUGAACAAGGACCAGGUGAUGAGAUUAUCCAAAAAGAAGAACCAGGAUUUGUUUUAUGUGUGGACCUUGGAGAGAUUCCACAACUUGAUAGGGAUGUACCAUCAUUUGACAGCAUUGAUGCCACAAUUGUGAAUGCUGCCACUGCAGAGACUUGUAUUGAAAAUGACUACGAUGAUGAAUUUAUUGAUGAUGAAGAUUGUGAUGUUGAUUGUGGUGAUGAAACUCUAGCUACUGACAUUGUUAAAAAUGUAGGGCUGCGGACGGAUGAUGAUGAUUAUGUUGAUGAUGAUGGUCCUGGCAAGGGAAGAAAACCUUUAGUGAAGAAAAGAAGAAUUGAGUCUCUGGGGCUUAGAGAUUCAAUAUCAUCCCAAGGUCAAAAAUCAGCCCAAGGAAUGUCUACUUCUACCACUGAGCAUAAUGUUUCAACAAAAUCUUCACCUUUUCACUUAAGAGAUGAAAAUGAUGAAGAGACACAUUUGGCAGGCGAUUCAGAUAUUCCUUUGACUCCCAUGUCUGCUUGUUCAGCAAAAUCAUCUACAUUUGUUAAAAGAGGACAAACCAAAAACCUUAGUGGGCGUGAAAAUGAUGAUGAUGCUCCACACAAAGUGAAACUCGAUGAUUGUUACAAACGUGUCGUAGGUCCUAAUUCACAAUCAUUCAUGAAUGAAUCUAGUGUUGUUGCUCGCAAGUUUUGGAAGCACAAUGUAACAAAAUGGUCUCAGCUGGAAAAGGAUGACCGAGAAGCCAUGUGCCAAAGGGUUAUGGCAAUGCGUAAGCGCAACACAGAGAACCGAGCCAAAUCCAAAGAGCCAAACUUUACGGGAACCCUUUCUCUUGCAAGGAAAGGAUUCAGAAUUAAAAAAACUCCCAUUGACUUAUUUGAAUAUAGUCGAACCUCAAGGAAGACAGGAACUAUGCCUGGGGAAACGUCAAAAUCACUUUGGGACUUGGAAGGUGCCGGUUAUGAACCUAAAGAGAUUUGCAUUGCAGCAGUUGGGAAACUACCUGGAAGUGCUGGUCGUGCCUUAACCAAAAGUUAUUAUCUUGAAGAAGCUCGCCAUGAAAAGGAAAGAGCUGAUGUGGCAGAAAAAGAAACGAAAGAAACAUAUGCAAAGUUAGAAAAGAUGGCAGUGGAACAAGAAACACUGAAAAAAACAUUGGUAGCUGAAAAUGAAGUGCUCAAAGAGUCUUUGGCCGUCUUACUAGAGAGGGUUAAUCGCAUGGAAGCUCAAAAUAAUGCGUAA
Messenger RNA from Oldenlandia corymbosa var. corymbosa, 1551 nucleotides. NCBI's taxonomy places the organism in Eukaryota, Viridiplantae, Streptophyta, Magnoliopsida, Gentianales, Rubiaceae. The record is from the annotation of a GenBank genome assembly.